AGGACGCAGCGCGGCUCGUCCGGUGUACUCCGUUAGAAAACAAACAGACUUACAGUAAAGUUAGAAUCAGAGCGGAGGAAUUUUGGUAAAACGAAAGCUGACCGUCUCCUCUUCGCGGUGUUCGCCGUCAACUGUAUGACAGCGCAGCGGAGAGGGAACUUCUACCACUCCGCGGGACACCCUGGAAAAGACGGAGAAACCUCAGGAGGAUGUCCAGUGCCAAGGGCUGGCGCUGAAAAUCGUUACGACAGGAUGUGAGGCGCACCGGAAGAAAGUAGAGACCGAGGCCAACGACGUUAUGUUGGUCCGGAGCUCGCACGGCCGGCGCCGAGCCAGGGUGACUCAUGCCGUGAUUGUGAUCUUUCUGGAGUUCUUCGCCUGGGGGCUUCUGACCACGCCCAUGCUGACUGUCCUAAAGGAGACGUUCCCUCAGCACACCUUCCUGAUGAAUGGUCUUGUGCAAGGCGUCAAGGGUUUCUUGUCGUUUCUGUCGGCUCCUCUAGUUGGUGCGCUGUCAGACAUCUGGGGAAGAAAGUCCUUCCUCCUCCUCACGGUCUUCUUCACCUGUGCCCCAAUCCCCUUCAUGAGGAUCAGCCCCUGGUGGUACUUUGCUCUGAUCGCAGUCUCAGGGGUUUUCUCUGUGACCUUUUCCGUGAUUUUUGCCUACGUUGCUGACAUCACAGAGGAGCGUGAGAGGAGCACGGCGUAUGGACUGGUGUCUGCAACCUUCGCUGCCAGUCUGGUGAUGAGUCCAGCCAUCGGGUCCUACCUGUCUGAACAUUAUGGCGACAGUCUCGUGGUUCUGGUUGCCACGGUGAUUGCCGUGGUCGAUAUUGCCUUCGUGUUCUUCCUGGUUCCCGAGUCUCUGCCGGACAAGAUGAGGCUAUCAUCGUAUGGCUUCCCCGUCUCCUGGGAGCAGGCCGACCCGUUCUCUUCGCUGCGUCGAGUUGGAAAUGACACCACAGUCCUCUUGAUCUGUGUCACCGUGUUCCUGUCCUACCUGCCUGAAGCUGGACAAUACUCGAGCUUCUUCCUCUACCUGAAGCAGGUGAUUGAGUUUUCAUCUACAGCCAUCGUUGGCUUCAUCGCCAUGGUGGGAAUCCUCUCCAUCAUCGCUCAGACCCUCCUGCUGAGUCUUUUAAUCAGGACCAUUGGUAAAAAGAACACAGUUCUGCUGGGUCUGGGCUCCCAGAUCCUGCAGCUCCUCUGUUACGCCUUUGGUUCCGAGAAAUGGAUGAUGUGGGCUGCAGGAACGCUGGUGGCCAUGUCCUCCAUCACCUUCCCAGCAGUCUCUGCUUUGGUGUCUCACAACGCGUCAGCCGACCAGCAAGGUGUUGUCCAAGGGAUGAUCACAGGUAUCAGAGGUCUCUGUAACGGAUUGGGUCCGGCUCUCUACGGCUUCAUCUUCUACCUCUUUAAUAUGGAGUUGACGGACACACAGCCAGUGGCAGGAAGACAAAACACAGAGCAGAGAUCCGGAAUACCGGGCCUGCCCUUCCUGUUCGGAGCGUGUUCCGUUCUCCUGGCCGUGCUCGUUGCCAUCUUCAUCCCGGACCAGAACCGACUUACCGACACCAAGGCUUCCUGCGCCAACAAAUCCACCAAUGCCUCCACUGCUUGUACUCAGAACGGAGGCCCUGUGGCCACGCCCACCAGUGAUGCGGAGGACAUUGAGCCGCUCCUCCAGGACGCCAGCAUGUGACUAUCAGCCAAUCAAAGGGCUGAUACUUGUCUGAUGGUGCUGCCCACCUGUUUUACUGACUGCUUCGGUAUUUGUUUUACACGAGUGAGGAUUAUUUAUUAUUGUUGUCGGUUUAACUUGACUUUUGAUCAGCUCAAGAGUUCUAGCUCCUCCCUCAGGUGUGCUGGGCAGGUUAACCAAAGGGCUUUAAACUCUGAGAGGACCGGACUUCAUGGCAACAGCCCCCCAAAUCAGGACGACACCAAACACAGAAAUAUUUCUCUGUUGUUUCAACCGAAAGAAGAAACAAGCCGCUUGAGAUUAUGGGAUACCACCUGGACUAGUAAAAGGGUUUUUGUUUUCUGGAUGUUAUUGCUGGUUACCAUGACGACAGCCACCCUUCUGCAAACCAUCCGGUCAGGAAUGAAAAUGGACUUCUCAGCUUUUAGCUCCGUUUUUUUUCGUCAGACUGAGCGAAGGAAUUCCCAUUGUUUGUUUUAUUGAAUCCUCCCCAGAUCAGAACCGGGUCCCGUUUAUUCGGAUCAACGAUGACUAAACAUUCCUGUUGUUAUUUCUGAAGCUUCUCAGCCUGAGUGUGCUUGAUUACUUGAUGUGUGUCAGGCUGAAGCUCGUUGAUCCGAACCGGAAACCCAAACGGUGCCAUUUGUUCCUCUUUAUGUGAUCCAGUUACCUUCUAUUCCACGUUUGUUCACUAGACUGAAACAUUCCUAAAGAUGCCUCAGAACUGAUCAGUUACUAUGGUUACGGGGGUGCUGUGUCAUAGCAACGGCUCGAACGAGCUGCCUCCUCUAGGCUGAGUUAAGGCCGUUGGUUAAACUCUGAUGAACACCAGAGCUUUGGUGGGACGGUGUUUGUGGACGCAGCAUCAUCAGCAGUCCUGAGGAACUGAGACCGCAGAUGUUCCCUGCAGACUGGACCUGUCCCUCUGAAGUUCUGCUGAGUCAUCCGUGAAUGUCUCGUCCUGUUCUAGGCUUCAUGUUGUUGUUGCAGCUGCAGGAUCGGGUCCGAAUGCCGACCCAGGACAACGGCCGGUUUAACAUUUAGGCCAAAACUCCGGUCCUUAUUUAACUUUUCUGUUUUCAGCUUCUCAGAUUUGAUGCUUUGCAGCUUUUGUAUUAAAAAGAACUGAAUUAUUUCCAUGAAUUAAAAUUGAUGCCUAAAACAAAUCAGCUGCCUGUUAUUUUUACAUAAAUCCUAUUUAUUUUUAAAUCGGGUCAAGAGUCUGAUCACCUUGUUUUGUUUUAAAGCUGCAGAUGGGCUCAUUUCUCAGGCUGAAAUCAUUGGUUAAAUUAUUUCUGUUUGGGGGGGGGGGGGGGGGGGGCAGCACCAACAUGGCCGCCAGACUGAACGACAUGAUGAGAAAUUCAUCUGAACUUUUUGUUUCUGAACCGUUUACUGAGAGAAGUGUUUUAGCUGCUGUUACCAUGACAACGGGAAGUAACAUAUGCCGUCUCCUUCGUCUACAUGAUGCAGAACAUUUGCUGCACUUUAAUUUCUCUGACCGUGUGCCUAUCUCCACUCAUGUUCAUAUCUGUUUUUAUAUAAACUGAGAUGCUGAAAAAAGCUUCUUGUUGCAUUUUUGCAAUUUUAUCCUAAGAACAUAAUUUUAAUAUCUAUGACAAUAAAAACGAACAACUGUAAA
Molecule: messenger RNA, 3344 nt
Organism: Nothobranchius furzeri (turquoise killifish)
Lineage: Eukaryota; Metazoa; Chordata; Actinopteri; Cyprinodontiformes; Nothobranchiidae
Gene: slc71a2b
Product: major facilitator superfamily domain containing 14Bb
Biological process (GO): transmembrane transport
Cellular component (GO): membrane
Molecular function (GO): transmembrane transporter activity
Source: RefSeq, a predicted model, not a curated record